UUAAAUAUAGACUGCCGACGAUUCUGUCGCCAACAAACAGUACAAUCGCGAUCACACGUUAUCACUGAAAAUGUAUAGAUUAGGAGUUAAUCACACGGUGAACAGUAUUGUGUAUACUUAAUGUGGUAUUGAUACGUUGUGUUAAAAUGUCCGAGUCUUCCGCAUCCGGAAGAAAAUUGGUUCUAAGUACGCUCCUAGAAACAGAACACUACGAGAGUUUAAUAAAGGACCUAACGUGUACAAAAUGUAACAAAUAUAUGAAGCCUCCAAUAUAUCUAUGUGUGGAUGGACAUAGUAUAUGUGGGCUCUGCUAUGAGAAGAGCUACCAAUGUCAUGUUUGCAAGAAAGAGUUCGCGCUGAUCCGACCUCAGAUUUUAGAGUCAUUAGCAAAUAAAAUGAUGUUCCCGUGCACCAACGAGGGAUGUCCUAAGCACGCAAAUCUCUCGUUACUCGAGAAGCAUAUUGCACAUUGUCAAUAUCGGAUCAUAAAAUGUUUUAUGGCUAGAGUUUAUGGUGAGUGCAUGUGGGAAGGUAGAGCUGGAGAAUGGAUGGACCACUGUUUUGCUGAACAUAAGGCGAAGGUUACUGAUCUACCUUUCAUCACAGUCAACGAUAAAUGGAAUGGAAAACGGACAGAGCCAGUCCUAAACUACUUCCUACUUAAAUGCUACGAGAGGAUUUUUAAUGUUUAUCAAAUAUAUGACAAAAAAGGCGGAAGAAUGAUGUGGACAGUUCUAGUAAAUGACGACCAAGCAGAGAAAUUCUAUUUUGAGGUCGACAUAUUUCUGCCUAAUGUUCCAAGCAAGAGGAUCGUGUAUAGACGUCCUUGUAAAUGCGAAAAGGACGCUGAUUUUCUGGAGCAUACGCAAAACGUCUUCAUUCCUAUUGAAAAUAUUUUUUCCAUGCUGGACGAAAGUGAAUCAAUUAAUUUCACAGUUCGAAUCGGUGAAGUGGAAAACUUGCCCCUUUUGGAAACGCGCACAGGAAGUGAGAGCCUAAUAUUGCUUAACAGCGAUUAUAAAGAAGAAGAAUAGAUUGAGAUUUAUACGGAUUUCAUAUUUUGUGUGUAUUAACUAUGCAUUCCUGAUUGGCGUGUACUCGCUUUGUAUACGUGUUUUAAAUUUCAUGUAGAAAUGGAAAGUUUAGUCCCUUCCCAUUUAGUCAUAAAAAUAAAAAAUCUGUCUCCUUUCAUCACCGCGUAAAUACAAUUUGUCAGACAAGGACGAAAGAGUUGAAAGAGUGCACUUGAGUAAUUUAUUUUUUGCAGAAGGGUUUAAUAUAAGUGAAGUUGUAUUCUACAUUUCUUAUGUCUUGAUAUUGUUAGUUUUUAUGAAAGUAUUAUAUUUCAAAUCGAUUUCAGUAUAAUGGGAUUAAAAUGAAAUUAUCACAUAUAUUUAAACGUUUUAAUACAAGUGAAACAUGAGAGAUUAAUAAUUUAUUAACAAAAUAAAAAUGGUUCAUAAUAGUCUCUUCAUUGUUUAUUGUCACAUAUUUUAAUAUAUUGCAUACAUAGUACGAAUAUUGUUCGUUGGGUUUAUGUUAUAAUGUAAUGGCAGGAUAAAAUACUAGUACAAGUAAAAAAUGCAUGUUCAUAACACUAUUAUUACUAUUAAAGCAAAAAUAUUGUAUGGUUUCUGAAUUUAAAAAAAAAAAUGGUUUUAUUGCUUCUGAGGUAACUAAUUAUAAUAUUUUUCAUUAAAUGUUAUCAAAACAUCUCGAUAUUACUUGUACGUCGUCCAUGCAGUAGGUAUGAUUAGUCAUACCUACUGCAUGGACACCGGUCGUGCCAUAUGUAUUUUUUACUAAGCUACUGAGCCUGAAUAUCCUGCCUGGCCGUAGAUGAUAUAAUAAAAAUACUAGUUAAUCAUAGGUUGUCUUACUUAUAUCGGAAAAUACAAGCUUCAUAUAACUAUUAUUUAUCAAGUUAAUUAAAGUUGAAUACAAGUAAUUUGGUUUAUCAUUGGCAUAUUGAAUAUCAGACGAGGAGAUUGUUUAAAAUUAAUUAAUAUUUUGAUACAAAGUAAAAGUUAAUUAGUUGUAGCUCUUAAACUUCAGGGUAUAAAUGUUAUUUUAGUGAAUAAACGUAGAUUUCAUAA
Messenger RNA from Pieris rapae (cabbage white), 2096 nucleotides. Its product is annotated as E3 ubiquitin-protein ligase siah2. The transcript is spliced from 7 exons. Lineage: Eukaryota; Metazoa; Arthropoda; Insecta; Lepidoptera; Pieridae. Gene Ontology annotation, biological process: proteasome-mediated ubiquitin-dependent protein catabolic process; multicellular organism development. The record is from RefSeq and is a predicted model, not a curated record. Gene Ontology annotation, cellular component: cytoplasm. The coding region runs from base 147 to 1034 and encodes 295 amino acids. Gene Ontology annotation, molecular function: ubiquitin conjugating enzyme binding; ubiquitin protein ligase activity.